GAUUCAGAAGAAAACACUUAACUGAAGAAACUGGUCUUUGGAUACGUAAACCAUUUUAGCUGAACCGAAACAAAAGUGUGAACAUGGCUCUGCUUCCUGACAAGAGCUCCAAUGGGAUAGAACUCUUAGAUCUUAUGUUUGAGCAGGCUGAUGGGAACUCGGCUUCUGAAGAGCUUCAGGUUAACCCGGCCUGGCCAUUUCUGGAUCAAAGUUUACUCUCCCACAGUGGAGAUGGAGCUGAUCAUUUCCUGGACUCCUUGCUGAAUAUGUGUGAGUGUGCAUCAGGCUCUAGCUCACCCGUGUGGGUUCCGUCACCCUGUGACAGUGGCAUCAGCGAUGAUCCCCUCUCAGACCACUUGGACAGUCCUCCUCCUUCCUCCAACCUGCUUUUGGACUCUUUCUUCAUGUCUCAGCACCAACACCCUUUUCCUGUAUCUCCUCGUCCUGAUCUUCAUCCUCCUCCCCAAUCACAAGAACAUCAGCACUCUGAAUGGGCUUCAAGCUCCUCUGACAGAGACGUUUCCAUUCACGUGGAGGCCUGGGAGUCAAGUCUGUCCUUGUAUAGUUCCACGGUUCCUCAAUGUGUGCCAAAAGCAGGUCCGAACCCUGAUGCCUCUUCAGUUUUCCAGCUUAGUGUGAAGGAUCUGCUUCUCUCAAACUUGGGAGACACUCCCAAGCAGUCCUCUGAGAACUUGCUGCAGGAGCUCAUUCUUAAUGAAGAUGAAAAGAAACUUUUAGCUAAAGAAGGCGUUUCUCUGCCCAGCCAGUUUCCACUCAACAAGUAUGAAGAAAAGAUGCUGAAAAAAAUUCGCAGAAAGAUUCGAAACAAGCAAUCUGCUCAGGAGAGCAGAAAGAAGAAGAAAGAAUAUGUUGAUGGCCUAGAAGAAAGAAUGACUGCUUGCAGUGCCCAGAAUACGGAGUUGCAGAAGAAAGUGAUUCAGCUGGAGAAAACCAACAUGUCUCUAAUGGAGCAGUUACGAAGACUGCAAGCCCUGGUCAUGAACAGCUCUAAUAAACCUGCUCAGACUGGCACGUGUAUCCUGGUGCUACUGCUGUCUUUCUCUCUCAUCCUGUUCCCAAGGUUCCAACCACUGUCGCACAGCAGGAAUGGCGAUCCAGCAGACUUUAGCACAGCAAAAGUUCAGUCACGUUCACUGCGCUCUGUGUUAGAGAUCCAUAGUCUGCAACCAGUAUCCUCAAUGGACAGGCAUGUGGAAACAGCCACGAACAUCAUUUCUAAGAUGCACGUCAGGCCUGAAUAUGCCGAUAUGGACCGCUUACACCACAACCAAAGUUAUGGAGAUCACAGGAAGUUACAGGAACAUCAUCACCACGGUGACCCAAUCACUGGGCACAUGGCCAUCCUGGGUUGGCAUAAUUCACAGCCAUGUCAUUCGAAAGAAAGGAAAUGAUGUGGACAAUUUAUUUCUUUUAAGUUUUAUUUGUUGCUCAUAUAGAAGAAAAUGUGAGCCCUUGUUUUUGCAGAACCUGACUGGUUCAGAUAAAAGCAGCAUUGUACUCAUUAACAGAGAGUUAAGAUUGUUUUGAUAGUCUCGUUAUCAUUACAAUAUUGACAUCUGACUUGUAUUGGUAUGAGUAAAUGAGAGAAAUGAAAUUACAAUAGUAGUUUUCAUGAAUCAAGAUUUUGCUCACAGUGUGGAGUGAUCAAUAAUAGCUGUAGGAAAGUUGUAUUGUGUUAUUGGCCUUUCUUCUACAUCUAAAUGUCAAACAGAGGUUCUGGCUCAUAUUGGCUUGAUGUCAAAUCUAUGUUGCUCCAUUUAAGAUAUUUAAGAUAGCUAGUUCAAGUAGAGUCAUGAUGACAGCAGUAAGAACAAGGAUUAGGUGUAAAUCUUUGCUGUCAUGACGGAAUCAACAAUCAUAUGAUCAUUGAAGAAAUGCUAAAUUUAAAAAUCAAAUCAACAAAACAAACAUACAAGCAAAAAAAAAAACCUAUGACAAAUCUGUAUAAAUCAAUGGAAAUAGAAAGGCAUCUGUAAAACCACAAAGUUAAAUAUAAUGAAAUUAUAAAGUAAACUAAGGAAACUAUAACGAUAAAAGUUGGGUAUCUACAGCAUUGUAUGACAUUCAUUUGCAUUUUCAGCUAAAGGCGAAAAAAUGUACAGGGUGCAUGCACACGGGAUGUUGGAAUGAAUCAUGCUAAAAAAUUUUUUUGACUUUUUUGUGUAUCUUAAUUGUUAAUUCCUUAUACAUUUUAUUCAAAGCGGUACAACACAAUGCUCUUGUCUGUAUCUGUGUAACUGUAUUUGUAUUCAGUUGUAAAUAUGACAAAUGCAUUGUAAAUAGGCAUCCUUUACAUU
Clarias gariepinus (North African catfish) is the source of this 2318-nucleotide messenger RNA. It is a transcript of the gene creb3l3b, whose product is annotated as cAMP responsive element binding protein 3-like 3b. The coding region runs from base 84 to 1412 and encodes 442 amino acids. NCBI's taxonomy places the organism in Eukaryota, Metazoa, Chordata, Actinopteri, Siluriformes, Clariidae. Gene Ontology annotation, biological process: regulation of transcription by RNA polymerase II. The transcript is spliced from 10 exons. The record is from RefSeq and is a predicted model, not a curated record. Gene Ontology annotation, cellular component: nucleus. Gene Ontology annotation, molecular function: DNA-binding transcription factor activity, RNA polymerase II-specific; RNA polymerase II cis-regulatory region sequence-specific DNA binding.